Messenger RNA from Ailuropoda melanoleuca (giant panda), 3929 nucleotides. It is a transcript of the gene WDR13, whose product is annotated as WD repeat domain 13. The record is from RefSeq and is a predicted model, not a curated record. The transcript is spliced from 11 exons. The coding region runs from base 40 to 1626 and encodes 528 amino acids. Gene Ontology annotation, molecular function: protein binding; promoter-specific chromatin binding. Gene Ontology annotation, cellular component: nucleus. Lineage: Eukaryota; Metazoa; Chordata; Mammalia; Carnivora; Ursidae.
GCUCCCGCGGGCGGACACGCCAGAAGAGGAGGCCGGGGAAUGGCCGCGGUGUGGCAGCAGGUCUUAGCAGUAGACGCGAGGUACAACGCAUACCGCACACCAACGUUUCCACAGUUUCGGACACAGUACAUUCGGCGGCGCAGCCAGCUGCUGCGGGAGAAUGCCAAGGCUGGGCAUCCCCCAGCACUGCGUCGGCAGUACCUGAGGCUGCGUGGGCAGCUCUUGGGCCAGCGAUACGGGCCCCUCUCUGAGCCAGGCAGUGCCCGCGCCUAUAGCAACAGCAUCGUUCGCAGCAGCCGAACUACCCUAGACCGCAUGGAGUGUCCAUUCUUUCUUCACAGAGCCUUUAUCGAUUACCCGCUGAGUGGGGAGCUAGUGCGGAGGCCAGCGCAGUCGUCCAGGCCAUGGUGGUGGCGGUGGGACUUUGAGGAUGAUCCACGGGCCCUGGGGGCCCGUGGGCACCGCCGUUCCGUCAGCCGAGGCUCCUACCAGUUACAGGCGCAGAUGAACCGUGCUGUCUAUGAGGACAGGCCCCCUGGCAGCGUGGUACCCACAUCAGCGGCAGAAGCAAGUCGAGCCAUGGCUGGGGACACAUCGCUGAGUGAGAACUACGCCUUUGCGGGCAUGUACCAUGUUUUCGACCAGCACGUGGAUGAGGCAGUCCCAAGGGUGCGCUUCGCCAACGACGACCGCCACCGCCUGGCCUGCUGCUCCCUUGACGGCAGCAUCUCACUGUGCCAGCUGGUGCCCGCCCCGCCGACUGUGCUCCGUGUGCUGCGGGGCCAUACCCGCGGUGUCUCCGACUUCGCGUGGUCCCUCUCCAACGACAUCCUCGUGUCCACCUCUCUCGAUGCCACCAUGCGCAUCUGGGCCUCUGAGGACGGCCGCUGCAUCCGGGAGAUUCCUGACCCCGAUGGCGCUGAACUGCUCUGCUGCACCUUCCAGCCGGUCAACAACAACCUCACUGUGGUGGGGAAUGCCAAGCACAACGUGCAUGUCAUGAACAUCUCCACGGGCAAGAAAGUGAAGGGUGGCUCCAGCAAGCUGACGGGCCGGGUCCUCGCUCUGUCCUUCGAUGCCCCUGGCCGGCUGCUCUGGGCAGGCGAUGACCGUGGCAGUGUUUUCUCCUUCCUCUUCGACAUGGCCACGGGGAAACUAACCAAAGCCAAGCGUCUGGUGGUGCAUGAGGGGAGCCCUGUGACCAGCAUCUCCGCCCGCUCCUGGGUCAGCCGCGAGGCCCGGGACCCGUCGCUGCUCAUCAAUGCUUGCCUCAACAAGCUGCUGCUCUACAGGGUGGUGGACAACGAGGGGACGCUGCAGCUGAAGAGAAGCUUCCCCAUUGAGCAGAGCUCGCACCCCGUGCGCAGCAUCUUCUGCCCCCUCAUGUCCUUCCGCCAGGGGGCCUGUGUGGUGACCGGCAGUGAGGACAUGUGCGUGCACUUCUUCGACGUGGAGCGGGCAGCCAAGGCCGCCGUCAACAAGCUGCAGGGCCACAGCGCGCCUGUGCUGGACGUCAGCUUCAACUGCGACGAGAGCCUGCUGGCUUCCAGCGACGCCAGCGGCAUGGUCAUCGUCUGGAGGCGGGAGCAGAAGCAUCGAUUUCUUCACUUGGCAACCGUUCGUUGAGUGCCUCCCACGUCGUGGGCGCCCCCGUAUGUGUUUUGCUCCAUCAUGCUUCGGAUGAACAUAACUGAGCACCCACUGUGCGCCAGGAACUGUUCGAGGCACUGGGCGUAGUGCCGUAACCUCCACUGACGGAAAUGCCUGCCUUCAUGGGGCUUGCGUUCAAUGGCAGGUAGCGAACAGACAGAAACAUGCCACGGGGCAGCUGAGGGUCGACAGCAAGGACGGGAGGUAGAGGCGAGGGGUGGGAGAUUGUGCUCUCUUUGGUGCUGUGAUCAGGGGAUGACCUUCCUGACGGUGAAAUUGAAACAACGACCUGAAUGAAGAGAGAGGGAGCUGUGGUUUGUGGGAAAGAACAUUCUAGGCAGAGAGGAAAGGCAGUGCAAAGGCACUGAGGCUGGAGUGUGCCAGAGGAUCAUUGAGGAGGCUGGUGUGGGUGGACCAGAGGGUGGUAGGAGAUGAGGUCAGACAGGCCUGAUCCUGGAGAACUUCGUGACCACGGUGAGGACUUGGGGUUUUCUGAGUGAGAGGUCAGUUGCCCGAUGGAGCAGAGGAGGGACGUGAUCCCAUUUGUUUGUUAGAGGACCCCUCUGGGGGCUGUGAAGAGAACAGACUUGGGGGGGUGCAGGGGUGGAAGCAGGGGGACCGGUCAUGGCCCUGCAGGAGUCAAGGUGGGCAGUGACUGGAACUUGGCCAGCCUAGUGGUGGGAGAGUUGAGGUGGGGAACAUUGGCUUCGACCACAGGGAUUUCAUGCUAUUAGUCUGCAGGGCUCUGCUGGCUCCUCAGGAAGGCCGAGGCUCCCAGCUCCCCCCUGCGGCCCCCCAAGGCUCUUCCCCACAAACAGGGAACAGAUGAGUUGAGGAUGUGCAGAAACAACCAGGGACCCUAAGGCUGAGCUAGCGGCUCCUGCUGGUGGGAGGAGGGGAUGGGGAGUCUCUCUCCAUCCCCAGAGGAACCCCAGACCACCGCUAGCUCCUUCCAUGCCCACCCAGAACCCAAAUUCAAGGCCCAGAACAGCUCAGAGUCUGUAAAGUGAAUGUUCAAAUUUGAGGGGAGCCCCGAGUGAGGAGAGAAAGCUUGGGAUAUUGACGGGGUGAGAGAACCAAAAUCUCUUGUCAAUGACCUCAGUCACCAGGAAAUGUCAAAGUUGCCAGAAGUGCCAAGGAGGCUCUUGCUUCAGCUGCUGCCUCCCCUCCAGCUGCAUAGGAGCUGGAGACCUCAGGGUCGGUCCACAGAGCCACAGGCACUCCAGCCUGACCCAACGUGAUCGAGUAGCCGAACUAACACCAGCAGUUUGUUGGAGAAGGAAAAAUAACUGGUUUGUUCAAACCACUGUUAUUUGACAGUGUGGUUAUUUGCAACCAGAAGCAUUUCUAUAUGGCGCUUUCAUCUUGACCUUAAGGUCAAUGGCGAUGAGAUAGGGACAUCAGCGAGCUGGACGUUCGUGAUGAAGUUCAUGCAUCUGUAUGUGUCAGAGGUCCCCCAGACCACCCAGACUCAGUGAUUUGCUGGGAGGACUCUUGGUCUCAGCAUAUGGUUUUACACACAGCUAUGAUUUCUUCCUGCAAAAAGAUACAGAGCACAAUCGGCAAAGGGAAAUGGCGCCCAGGGCAAAGUCUGGGGGAGACCAGGCAUAAGCUUCCAAGGGUCCUCUCCCAGUGGAGUCACAGGACAUGCUCAAUUCCCCCUGUCACGGCUCCUGACAACCCAGAGAAGCUCAUUAUUAAAGGUUGAGCGCCCAGGGUUGUUUCUGGGGGCCGGUCACGUAUGCACCCCCUGCCUGGCGCAUACCCAAGUUCCAGGCCGUCCAGGAAGGAAAGCAGGUGUUCAGCAUAAACCAGAGUGCUUGUAUAAACAGUUGAGGCACAGUGAGCCACUCAUCAUUUAGAGACUGGUGAGAACCCUGGUGAAAGAUCUAAGUUUCCAGAUGCCAGCCCAGGGCCAUCCUCGAAGCUAGCCUUUCCAAGGAGAGAAGUUCAAGCCUGCUGUAUUAAUUCUUUCUGCACACUGUACAACACCAAAAAGGUGCUCGGUUUCAGCCAGGGUCGGUGGAUGGACAAGAUCACUUGGGGGAACCUCAUUUUUCUCUAGCGCCUUCCAUUUCUUCAAAUUUUUCAUGUUAUUGAAUCUGAAUGCAAGAUGGCUAAUCACGGAUAUUGUUAUACAUGAUUUGGGGGGUUUCUUUCUCAUGAAAUUUUGAGGUGGCCGAGUUGAUAUUCUGCUUUAUUUUAUUUUUAAAGCAAACUCUAUGCCCAACGAAGGCCUCAAACUCACGACCCUGAGAUCAGGAGUCAUGUGACUGAGC